AUGCCCAUUCCGGUUUUAUCCAACUUGCAACUUCCUCAGAAAAAGAAGGCUGGCCUUAUUUUAAUUUUUGCGGCUGGCAGCUUUGCCUGUAUCACGAGCAUUGUCCGUCUUAGAAUAGUGGCUACUGAUACGAAAGCCACGGAUUCAGCAAAACCCAUAGCCAAUGCCGAGCUUGCAAAGUGGUCUUUCGUGGAGAUGAACAUGGGAAUUAUUUGUUCCUGUCUCCCCUCGUUGUAUCCUAUAUUUACGCGUAUUUUUCCUUCCCUAUUGUCUCCAAACCGUCAAUGCUGCUGUGACAGGAUGGCCCCCCUAAACCGACGACCCACUGCAUUUACUACUGGGCAGCAUGGUCAGGUAAGCUUUCACAGCGGGAUUGUAGUCACGCAAGAGGUCGAUGUGGAAACUCCUGAAUGUGCGUUUAUGAGGGGAAGUUAA
Molecule: messenger RNA, 435 nt
Organism: Penicillium argentinense
Lineage: Eukaryota; Fungi; Ascomycota; Eurotiomycetes; Eurotiales; Aspergillaceae
Exons: 3
Coding region: 1-435 (144 amino acids)
Source: RefSeq, a predicted model, not a curated record